Messenger RNA from Cylicocyclus nassatus, 405 nucleotides. NCBI's taxonomy places the organism in Eukaryota, Metazoa, Nematoda, Chromadorea, Rhabditida, Strongylidae. The record is from the annotation of a GenBank genome assembly.
AUGGCGUGUCAGCGCGGGGGGAUAGUCGGGAAGACUGUGGCAACUUGCCAACUAGAACCCCAAUCGGCCGAGCGACCACGUCAUGCGAUACCUGGACGAUGGGACCAACGGCGAGCCGGGAAUAGGAAUUUCGACGCGCGGUCUGAAGACGACUUCUGGCAGGAGUUGAUGGAGCUUCGUGGUCGAGUACCGGCGGUAACUCCACAAGAUGCGCAGGCGGACGCGCAACCGGGUGAUACUGCGGACUCGAACGAGUGGUUAGACGUUGAUGGUGCGGGGGACGUAGUGCGAGCUGGAUGCGCAGUAAGAUCAGCGCUGGUCGAGAUGGAUGGUGAGAUGGCGAGGUGGAACGAUGAUGAUGUUAUGGGCUGGAGCGUCUAUCCUGAAACGUUGUACAUAGUUUAG